AUGAAGCUAGUUACCUGGAAUGUUAGGGGACUAAAUAAAGUUUAUAAGCAUGGAGAGUUAAUAAAGUAUAUGAAGGGGAAUAAGACUAGUAUUAUAGCAAUCAUAGAGCAUAGGGUGAAAGAGAAGUUUGCAGAAAAAAUAGUAAAAAAGAUCUGGCCAUCUUGGAUGUGGUGUCAUAACUACCCCACUGAUGGGAAAGGAAGACUUUGGGUAUUGUGGGACCCAAAUGAGAUUCAUUUUGAUAUGGUAGGUUGCAAGGAGCAGUAUAUUCAUGGCACAGUUCUGGCACAUGCUAUGAGGGAAAAAUUUAACUUUACAGCCAUAUAUGGAUUGCAUACAGUUGAAAAGAGGAAAAGUUUGUGGACUGAUUUGCUUAGCUUGCAGCACAACGUACAGGGCCUUUGGAUUUGUAUGGGUGACUAUAAUGCAAUGCUUGCACUAGAGGACAGAGUAAUGGGUAAUCCUGUGGUGGAGGCAGACAUUAGAGAUUUCAAACAGUUCCUAGUUGAUGCUGCUAUGACUGAGAUGAGGACUGUGGGGAGGGAUUAUACGUGGACCAAUGGACAUGUACUGAGCAGGAUUGAUAGGGCCAUUGUGAAUUCAAACUGGAUACAACAAUAUCCCCAACUGGAAGCCACUGUGUUGGACCCUUAUUUUUCUGAUCACUCCCCUUUAUGUGUCAAAUUUGAUGACCUUCUGAUGAAGCCCAAACCAUUUAAAUUUUUCAACCACCUAACACAACACCCCGAAUUUCUUAAUCACGUCAGAUCAGCCUGGGGGACUCAAACAGCUACUAGGAUGGCACCAGUUUGGAACAAGCUCAAACAAGUUAAAUUGGCACUCAAGAGCCUAAACAAUACUGAGUUUGCGGGGGUCGACACGAGGGUAAAGAUUGCUAGGCAGCAGUUGAAGGAUAUACAAGAGAAGAUGAGAAGCAUGAAUACCCCGAGUGCACUGUUUGGGUCAGAGAAAGAACUAAGAAGGCAACUGGAGAAAUGGAGUACCAUUGAGGAGAGUGUCUAUAAACAGAAGUCCAGGGUGCAAUGGCUCAAAUUGGGGGAUUCAAAUACUGCUUUUUUCCAUGCCUCAAUAAAGAAUUGA
Molecule: messenger RNA, 1101 nt
Organism: Lycium barbarum (goji berry)
Lineage: Eukaryota; Viridiplantae; Streptophyta; Magnoliopsida; Solanales; Solanaceae
Exons: 1
Coding region: 1-1101 (366 amino acids)
Molecular function (GO): catalytic activity
Source: RefSeq, a predicted model, not a curated record